GAAUUCUGCUGUGUUAAAUAAUUCAUUACGACAAUAAAAAUGGAAUCCCACAAACUGGUUUGAUUUUUUAAGAAAAUGAAGGCGUGGAAUUCAAUCUUUUGACCAUUCUUACAGAACAUCUCGACAAGUGAACCAUGCUAUCAAUAAAGAUAAAAGAUUAUUCAAGUCAUGCCAAGUGCAUCAAAAUCAUAUUCCUUUUAAGCUGUUUCAUUGCGAAGGUCAGCUCAAAAUCCUUCAUAUUAGAGGCAGAGGAUUCACACACUGUUGGGUCAUUGUACAUCGGGGACAAUAAAUUAGGGGGCGUGUCUCGAUCAGAAGCCAGCGGACGGAAGGCCGUGCACAUGAAACAGGGACAAUAUUUAGAGUACACCUUUUGUGUACACAGAGAAACCAACGUUCAGCUUUCGAACAUACGAUUUUCCAAUGAUGGACCUCAUGACGAAUACUUGGUCGAAAUCGACGGGAACACGGUCGGAGAAUAUAAAACAGGAACUCAGACAGGAAGCGGAAAUGCUUGGAACAGUUAUCAUUCAAGUGGACUUGUGGGUAAGGGUGUUACUCUUGCCGCGGGGAACCAUAAAAUAAAACUCGUGGUGGCUAUGUCCGACCAGUGGGGAGCAGAGGUAGACUUCAUUUUGGUGGACGUCGAUGACCAGAAACUAGACGAACUAGGAUUCUAUUGUGAUAUGUUUUGUUUUGACGACAUUAAAUUUCAAAAAGUUCCAAAAUUAGACAGUGUUCCUGGGUCAAGAUUUGAACAGAGAAGCUUUAGGUCAUCUUGCUCUGAAGAGGCAAAUGUCAAAGUAGCGGUAUACAAUGAUUUAGCGACAUUUUUCCGCGUGACUGCAUCAAAUCCAAAGUAUAAAACGUUCUCCAACAAUCGCCUUCCAAACUACAGUGGUUGCAAUGUUGGUCGGCCUUCGUUAAACUUUUCUAAUAUAGCUGUUGCUCCGUAUGAACAAAGCAUAUCCACAAGUAAAUAUAAAAUUGAUUUUGCAGGAUCCCCGAAUUACGUUAUAAUGGCCGUUACUUUUUUCCAGCCCAAACUCUCGCUGACAAGAGACACAAAUGAACAUCAAGUCGGUUCCGUUUUGAAACUGAAGUUGAGAGAUGAUGGUGCACCUUUUGACCUUGAUAUUUCUUAUCUGGGUGAAUCUCGUCGGUACAUUAGUUUUGAUAGACUUAAAGUUGAUCCUAAAAAUAAGACAAUGCAUACCUGGAAAAUCCCUGAUCAUUCCUGGAGUUUAACCCAGGAAAACAUUCUACGACUUGGCUUUUCCUCGCCAAAAGCAGUCAAUGCUUUCAUUGAAAAUAUAACGCUUAAAAAACGGGAAACGGUUCACAACAAAACUGUCCUCUAUCAGGACAAUAAUUAUAUCAUUGAGGGGACCGACAUCGACGCGGGGUACAUGGCCGAGAACGCCAUGACCACUAGAAGUAAAUAUACAAAGGAGGUGUAUACUAACCUGGAUUUAAUUCAGGUCCACGCCAAACUGCCUUGGAGCAGCGGGUUCUCCCAGGUGUUCUCCCUGUAUCACGAUGGAACAGCCAGCCUACUUCCCAUUACGCCUCAUGGUCUUGAUUGGAUACCAUUUGGAACGACCGUUGUCAUUGGACCAAACAAUGCAAGUGACCCUCGACCAACUUCACCAAUCAAAAGCAUCGAACUAGAUCCAAUCAACAUGAAAUUUGAAGUAGAAUUUGUCCACGGAGACCGGGCUUCUCUUUCUAUUGAUUCAAUGCAUUUCGAAACUGUUCUCACCGUAAAAUAUGGUGAAAUCAAACAUGAUAGAAAACUGUAUCCUCUAAUGACUGUGCUCUCCACCCAUAUAUCCGACGGAAAUAGCCUUACUGAUCAUUUAUCUGUGAAUGGAGAUACGCCUAGAAAAAUUAUGGAAGAUUGGAAAUCUUUGUUUGGCACAUCAGCCAUGUUUUACCGGAAAUGCAUCUCCAGCUAUCAUUCAAUGAGUCCUGACCUUCGGGUUGAGGUUAUAGAUGAAGACAAACUUCUGGUAUAAUUCUGUAUCCGAAGCAAGAUCUCUUCAUAAGGAUAUGAGAGCACUAAUACUAAUUGUUCAAAAGUUAUGACUAAGGUUAUUCUUUUAAUGAGUCAAACUCUAAUGUCAGGGUCAUAAGGUCAUAAAUAUUGAUACCCAUUGAAAGGUCACAUUGAAAACACAUGGAAAGUAUGAAUGCCGUAGCACCAACUGUUUUUUUUUCUUCGAAACUAUAGCCCAGCAUAAAGAUUCGUAUUUUAAAAAAAGUGAUUCAAACUCAAGGUCAAAUUUAAGAGGUAAACAUGUUCUGGUUCUUCAAAAAAGAUCUUGUAACAAAAAAACACCCCUGAAAUAUGAAAGACAUAACCCCAAACACUCAAAGUUAUGGGCAAGGUUCAAGUAAUUGUGGACAAACAAACAAACGGAUGCACAAUGGAAAAACUAUAUGACCCCGAAUUUUCCGUUGCAAGAGCAAAAACCCACACCUAAAAUGUAAAAUAUAAUUAUGUAGAUGGGCUUAAUUAAACUACAUGUAAUGUUUAUGAAAAUAUGUACAAAGCACCGAUGAUCGGCUUGAGUUUUGUAGUCCUUACAAUGGCUUACAUAUAUGUCAUUUACUGUUCAUGUAUUGCCUUAUUUAGCUGCUGUAUAAUUAAAUGCAUUUACUUUCAUGUACUAGUAUGUAUAACAUAAUGUUAUGAAUGUUCUUUGUUAAAAAUAAGCAAUCAUUCUAUAAUGAAUCAUACAAACAAGAUGAUCCAGAAUUUUUGAUACUAUUUUAUAGAAAACUCCUAUGUGUGAAAAUACUAGUAAUUAAAGGAACAUUCAAAACUUUGUACAUGCUUUGACACUUUGCAAAGUAUAUAAACAAGCA
Messenger RNA from Saccostrea cuccullata (small rock oyster), 2871 nucleotides. RefSeq lists its product as uncharacterized. The record is from RefSeq and is a predicted model, not a curated record. Bases 135 to 2018 code for a protein of 627 amino acids. The transcript has 2 exons. Lineage: Eukaryota; Metazoa; Mollusca; Bivalvia; Ostreida; Ostreidae.